GCGCGAUUGUAAGCCUUUCAUUUGUGUGUGUGAGUAAUGUAAAAGCGAAGCCACAGGAUCGAUUACCCUGUACUUUACAGUUACCGUUACUGCUGUAGUAGGCCGCCUCGUAGAGAGCAAAAAAAAGUAAAACUCUUCAGGUUGAAAUCCAGGACAAGCCGCCAUGCGAUUCGCUCUGGCCACCGUGGCCAUCAUCUGGGCUCUCUUCGUCCUGGCCGACGGAGUGGAUCCCGGGAACUUCAAGACCUGCGAGCAGAGCAGCUUUUGCCGACGCUCCCGGAAGAUUCAGGGAUCCGGCAGCAAGUACGCUUUAAUUCCCGGCACCUUGAACACCUAUGCGGAUUCGUUGACCGCUGAUCUCGUAAACAAGGAGAAUCAUCACCAGUUCGCCUUCAAGCUAGAGGCUUUGGAGGGCAGUACCUUCCGCCUGCAGAUCGAUGAGAAGCAGCCACUCCGACCACGAUAUCGCGUCGAGCACGCCCUUAAGGGCCCAACCCAGGCCGGACGCAUUCGUGUCCAGCGGGAAACAGAUGGAGAGAUCGUUAUCACAUCGGAGAAAAACAAGGCUGUGAUCCACGGAGACCCGUUCCGCAUCGAUUUCUUCGAGAACGACGUGCUGGUGGUCUCGGUGAAUGCCAAGAACUGGUUGUACUUCGAACAUCUGCGGCAAAAGGCCCAGGAACAGACUCCCCAGCCGGCCGAAUACGAGAACCAGCAGGAGCAGGAUGCCGCUGUGGAAACUCCCAAAGCAGCAGAUACCAUCGAUGAUCCUGGUGCAUGGGAGGAAAACUUCAAAUCACACCACGACUCCAAGCCCUACGGUCCAGAGGCUGUGGCUUUGGACUUCUCGUUCCCCGCAGCCGAGGUUCUAUUCGGUAUUCCAGAGCACGCAGACAGCUUCAUACUGAAGUCCACCUCGGGCACGGAUCCGUAUCGCCUGUACAACCUGGAUGUGUUCGAAUACAUUGUGGACAGCAAGAUGGCCCUGUAUGGCUCAGUGCCGGUGAUCUAUGGCCAUGGACCGCAACGCACUGCAGGCGUUUACUGGCAGAAUGCCGCCGAAACCUGGGUGGACAUUCAAACCUCGGAGACGAAUGUUGUAUCUUCGCUGGUAAAUUUUGUAUCCGGCUCGCGGAAGUCCCCUCCUCCGGCUGCCCACUUCAUGUCGGAGUCGGGCAUCGUGGACGCCUUCAUCAUGCUGGGUCCCAAGCCCAUGGACACUUUUAAGCAGUACGCUGCUCUGACUGGAACGCACGAGCUGCCUCAGUUAUUUUCUCUAGCCUACCACCAGAGCCGCUGGAACUACAACGACGAGAGGGAUGUGACCUCCGUGUCAGCGAAAUUCGACGAGCACAACAUACCCAUGGACACCAUGUGGCUGGACAUCGAGUAUACAGAUGGCAAGCGCUACUUCACCUGGGACAAGUUCAAGUUCCCGCAGCCGCUGUCGAUGAUCAAGAACCUUACAGAGCUGGGUCGCCACUUGGUGGUGAUAAUCGACCCGCACAUCAAGCGGGAUACCAACUACUUCUUCCAUCGGGACUGCACGGAUCGUGGCUACUAUGUGAAAACGCACGAGGGCAAUGACUACGAGGGCUGGUGCUGGCCGGGAGCGGCUAGUUAUCCGGAUUUCUUUAAUCCCGUGGUCAGAGAGUACUACGCCAGCCAGUACGCCCUAGACAAGUUCCAAACGGUCACCGCAGAUGUGAUGUUGUGGAACGACAUGAACGAGCCGUCGGUAUUCAACGGCCCUGAGAUCACGGCGCCCAAGGACUUGAUCCACUAUGGCAACUGGGAGCACCGCGACGUGCACAAUUUGUACGGUCACAUGCACUUGAUGGGCACCUUCGCGGGUCUGCAGCAGCGCGAUCCCAACCAGCGGCCCUUCAUCCUCACACGGGCCCACUUUGCUGGGUCCCAGCGCUAUGCUGCCAUUUGGACGGGUGACAACUUUGCGGACUGGUCGCAUCUACAGCACUCAGUCAAGAUGUGUCUCACAGAGGCGGUGGCCGGCUUCUCCUUCUGCGGUGCCGAUGUAGGUGGCUUCUUUGGAAAUCCAGAUACCGAGCUGCUAGGGCGCUGGUACCAAACCGGUAUCUUCCUGCCCUUUUUCCGGGCUCAUGCGCACAUCGACACUAAGCGCCGCGAGCCAUGGCUUUUCCCAGAACGCACUCGCCAGGUGAUCCAAAAUGCUGUGCUCAAGCGUUAUUCAUAUCUGCCCCUGUGGUACACCGCAUUCUACGAGCUGGAGCUGACUGGAGAGCCAGUCAUUCGCCCACUAUUAGCCCACUACCCAUUGGAUAAGGAGGCCUUCGGCGUUGACAGCCAGCUGCUGGUGCAAGAUCGCCUGCUUGUAAGACCCGUCAUGCAGCAGGGCGUUAGCAAGGUUGACGUGUACUUCCCAGCAAUUGAUGACAAAAAGAACGGCGACUGGUGGUACGAUGUGGAUACCUAUCAGCGCCAGGAACGAUCCGGCUAUGUGUCGGUUCCUGUAGAUGAUUUUAAGAUCCCCGUUUGGCAGCGUGGUGGCAGUAUUGUUCCGAAGAAGGAGCGACAGCGUCGUGCUUCAACCUUGAUGCUGCACGAUCCGUACACACUGAUUAUCUGCUUAGACCGACAGGGCAAGGCAUCCGGUUCCCUCUACCUGGACGAUGAGAAGUCCUACGCGUACCGCCAGGGGCAGCGCAUCCACGUGAACUACGAGUUCGCCAACGACCAACUGGUCAAUAGCUUUGUUGGCAAGCCCAAGUACAAGUCCCUUGCUUGGAUCGAGCGAAUCGUGAUCGCCGGACUUGAGAAGGUGCCCAGCAGCGCCAGCAUCACGGUGAAUGGCGUUAGCCAGCAGUUGGAGGUGCUCCAGCAUGAUCACUCCGUCGUCGUGCGCAAGCCGGGCGUCAAGAUGGACGUCGACUUCGCCAUCAAACUCAACUUUGCGUAGUCUGUAGCCGCAAAAUGCGCCACGUAUUAAAUUUCUAUAAAAUAUUUUAAUUGUGUACACCUUUAAAAUUGCUAUUAAAUGUUUUAAGCAUCCCCAA
Drosophila teissieri is the source of this 3035-nucleotide messenger RNA. It is a transcript of the gene GCS2alpha, whose product is annotated as neutral alpha-glucosidase AB. The coding region runs from base 164 to 2938 and encodes 924 amino acids. The transcript has 5 exons. Gene Ontology annotation, molecular function: carbohydrate binding; alpha-glucosidase activity. Lineage: Eukaryota; Metazoa; Arthropoda; Insecta; Diptera; Drosophilidae. Gene Ontology annotation, biological process: N-glycan processing; carbohydrate metabolic process. The record is from RefSeq and is a predicted model, not a curated record.